AUGUUUUACGAAGGAGAUUUGCAGAGCGGUAUAGCCCUCGCGGUCAGCGAGGCAAAGCAUGUUAUCUGUCUGGUCAAAGAUGAGGCAGAUGAAAGCUCGAAAUGGGAGAACGAGUACCUAGCGGAUGAGGAGAUCUCAUCAUUGAUGAAGAAGACAGCAAUUUCUCUACGGCUCCAGGAGGGCUCUGUGGAAGCAGGUUACCUGGCCUCGUUCUGCCCUAUAAACAAGGUGCCAACUUUGGUGGUUAUCAAAAACGGCGCACUUCGAGAAUAUCUCGUGUCUGGAAUUGAUGGGAGGGAUUUCAAACGUCGAUUGGAGAAAGCACUUGAAGACCCCUCUCCUCAAACUCCAAUUCCAGCUCCAGCUCCUCAGGUAGUCCCAAACCCACCCCAAAUGGACAACAAGACCCCCCCGGCAGAAAACACACCAUCCUCAUCCUCACCUAUUGCAACACCUGUUUCAGACGAUGACUCGGAAGCCACAGAGGAGCAGAGAACAGCUGAGAGGACAAGGAGGGCAAUCAUACGGGCUGGCAAACGACGAGCUGAAAUGAUCCCAGAUGUCGAAUCACAACAGCCCCUACCAGUUGUUGAAUCGCAAGCUCAAAGCUGGAAGUUAGAACAACGGAAACGACAACGAGAGAAAAAAGAAGAGCAUGAUCAAAUAUUAAAUCAGAUUAGUCUAGAUAAUGAGGAGCGGAAAAGGCAAGAAUCUCGCAGAGAAUCGAUGACUUCAACCAGGAGCGAAAACAGCCCCCCCACACCGGCAGCUAAUCCACAGCCACAACGUACAUCAAACCAAUUCCGCCUACAAAUACGGCUCUUCGACGGAAGCUCAGUUCGCUCAAGUUUCUCACCCACUCAAACAAUCCAACGCGACGUUAGACCGUGGUUAGAUAAUCAGCGCUCCGAUGGCAACGCGCCGUAUAAUUUAAAACAGAUCCUCACCCCGUUCCCCAGCCGGAACAUAUCGGACUCGGAGGAACACCAGACGCUUGAGGAGCUUGGUCUCGGCCCGGCUUCAAAUCUAGUUAUGGUUCCCGUGCGCAGCUACACAGAUGCAUAUUCGUCUGUGGGACUCUCCCUCCCUGUGCGGGGGCUAUAUGCCGGUUAUACCCUCGUCAGCAGCACGGUUGGUGCUGUGGCGGGUGCCAUACGUUCGGUCCUGGGGUUGUCUCAAGGGCCCGUUGGAGACGCUUCUGCUGUAGCAAAUGAGCCACGAACUCCGGAGACUCCGGCUGGAACUGGUUUGCAGCCAGGGAGGAGCAAUGGAAGAUCGAAUGUGAGAACCUUAUAUGACAAUGAUGAUAAUGGAAAGCAACAUCAAUUCUAUAAUGGAAAUCAGGUGAAGAAUGCUGACGCUCCCCGCUCUCCCUGCUCUCCACAGCUGAAUUUCGAACCCCGCAAGGAUGAACACCAGGAUUAG
Messenger RNA from Paracoccidioides lutzii Pb01, 1425 nucleotides. RefSeq names its product UBX domain-containing protein. Gene Ontology annotation, molecular function: protein binding. Bases 1 to 1425 code for a protein of 474 amino acids. The record is from RefSeq and is a predicted model, not a curated record. The transcript has 5 exons.